Messenger RNA from Racocetra persica, 784 nucleotides. NCBI's taxonomy places the organism in Eukaryota, Fungi, Glomeromycota, Glomeromycetes, Diversisporales, Gigasporaceae. The record is from the annotation of a GenBank genome assembly.
UUGCGAAUUAUGUAAAGAAGCUGGUUUUCCUAAGGGCGUUAUCAAUGUUCUUUCCGGUUUUGGUACAACGGGAACAGCUAUGGCUAACCACAUGAAUAUUGAUAUGAUCACCUUUACUGGUUCUACUGAAGUAGGAAGGUCUAUUCAGAAGGCCGCAGCGGAAAGCAACUUGAAAAGGGUUUUGCUCGAAUUAGGCGGAAAGUCACCAAGUAUCAUAUUCGCUGAUUCCAAUCUCGAUACUGCUGUCAAAUUUACUCAUAACGGAGGUUUUUUUAACCACGGUCAAUGUUGUUGUGCUGCUGCCCGUAUUUACGUUGAGGAAUGCGUUUAUGAUAAAUUUCUUAAGAAAUUUAAAGCAAAUGCUGAAGCUAUUAAAAUUGGCGAUCCGUUUGAAAAAGGUGCCACUUUGCUUAUGGGUGAAAGACUCGGUGGACAAGGUUUCUACAUAAAACCAACGAUUUUCACCGAUGUAGAUGAAAUUUUUGGACCUGUUACUUGCAUUGCUAAAUUUAAAACUAUCAAUGAAGUAAUCGAAAAAGCCAAUUUGGCAAGAUAUGGACUGGCUGCCGCCGUAUUUACUAAUGAAAUAACCAAAGCUAUAAAACUUUCUGAUGAAAUUAAGGCCGGAACGAUUUGGGUGAAUCAAUACAUGACAGGUGAUAGUAGUCUUCCAUUCGGAGGAUACAAGCAAUCUGGAAUUGGUCGUGAAAAGGGCAAAUAUGCAUUGAAGGAAUACACUCAAAUAAAAACCGUUCAAAUUAACUUGGCAACUAAUUGUAAUUAG